AUGCCAGACUUCUUUCUCGAUUCUCCCGUCCCUCCCAAGCUCGAUCUGGCCGCCGCUCCUUCUCAGUUGUUUCAAGUCCCUCAAACUCCGUCAGCCUCGUCCUCGCUCUAUCGCUCCAUCUCCCUCCCCAGCCGCAAGCGAUCUCGCUUUGAAUCCGGGGAGAGGCGUCCUUUCUAUGACUCCCCCGUCGAUCUCAACAGCCCCGCUCCUUUGGUCAACACCGACUAUCAUCUCGCCGGCGGGGAAGAAUACAACUAUCAGCAACAGCCGUAUUACCAUCAACAGUUCUCCCGCGGACCUUGGCUUGUACGCCGUGAGAAUCCUGCAGAGGUCGACUACCGUCCCAGUCGCUAUCGAGAUCAUCCUCUUCCGGCUCCUCUCGAUGUCAGUAUCGAGUCCUUGACCCCCAGUGAGGCCUGUGGGCCCAGUCGCAAACGCAACCGUCGGGAUUCGAAUUUGCCAUCCAGCCCCAAGCAAUCUGCCCAUGAUGAGAAGAACAGCAGUCCCUCGCAAUCUGGGUCUGAGCCCGUCAGCUGGAGCCGGGCAGUCUUCAAUGUCGUUGGCAAAGUGUGGGAAUUCUGCUGGUCAGGUGCUUUCCGAGGCUUCUACGCCGGAGGUGGCCGGGGAUACAGUAUGGGAGCCGAUUCUGGUUUGAGAGCCCAGCCUGAUGAAAACUGGGAGGCACCAGUGUCAACUGAAAAGGAGAACUACAUGGCAUCCAACGAUGUCACCCAUCAGCGAGACGGAUCAUUCCCUGUCCCUGGCCGGUUUCCGAAGGAUGAAAUUCAACAGAAUUGGGUCAUGGUUCACGAAGAUACUCAGGAUGGUUUCUUGCAGGUGGUCAGUCCAUCGCCUGUAACUGCUCGACGCGUGAGUCGCAGGCACGGAGUCGUCCCGUCCCAUGCUCGUCGUAGGUCGGGCGUGACGAUGCCUCGGUCUGGGAAAAGGAUCAUGCCGUCAACUCCAACCAGAUCGCAAUUUUCAUCCCCAGCCAAGCCGCGCGAGAGUCCUGUUUCAGUGGAAACGCAGCGCUAUGUGGCUCGGAUGCGCCGCAUGGAGCGUGAAGAAGACGCUAGUUUGCAACGACUCAACGAGCAGCUUCAAGCGAUGAUUAAGGAGGGAAAACAAGCCUUGGGAACUCGGAUUGAGGUGGACGAUCUGGAUUUGGACGAGGACUAUUAG
Molecule: messenger RNA, 1182 nt
Organism: Aspergillus lentulus
Lineage: Eukaryota; Fungi; Ascomycota; Eurotiomycetes; Eurotiales; Aspergillaceae
Source: RefSeq, a predicted model, not a curated record